GAGAGAGAGAGCGCGCGCGAGGUUGCUUGUUGUGAGAUUGGAGGCAGCAGCAUGGCUCAGCGGCUCACGGAGGAGCAACUCACCGAGUACAAAGAGGCCUUCUCGCUCUUUGACAAAGAUGGCGACGGGGCCAUCACCACCAAGGAGCUGGGCACCGUCAUGCGCUCCCUGGGCCACAACCCCACCGAAGCAGAGCUGCAGAGCAUGAUCGACCAGGUGGACGCCAAUGGCAGCGGCACGGUGGACUUUGCCGAGUUCCUCUCGCUGAUGGCCAAGCAGUCGAAGGAUUCUGACAGCGAGGAGGAGAUCCGGGAAGCCUUCCGGGUCUUCGACAAGGACGGGAACGGCUACAUCAGCACGGCAGAGCUGCGCCACGUCAUGACCAACCUGGGGGAGAAGCUGACGGACGAAGAAGUGGACGAGAUGAUCAAGGAGGCCGAUGUGGACGGAGACGGGAGAGUCAACUACGAAGAGUUUGUGCGGGUGAUGAUGGAGAAGUGAAGGGCCUAGGUAACAAACCAUUGCAAUUUUCUUUUCAAAAUAUUUUUUAUUAGCUUUUUAACAUAUCAUUUCCAACAUUCAUAUAACAUAACUGCUUUUCUUAUACAAUGUUUUUGACUUCCGUCAACACCUCUGAUGAUUUUCCGUUCUUCUGCAUUUCUUCAUUUCUCUAUUACUCUUAAUUAUCACUAACUAAUAAUUCUCCUCAUAAUCUUACUUGUAAUAUUUUCAAAUAGUCCUCCUUACAAAACUUCUUGCAAUCCUACUAGCGUAAUCUGUUCGUUACUAUUACUUUUCAAAUAAUUCAUAUAUUUACUCCAGUCUUCUAAGAAUCUCUGGUCCUGUAGGUUUCGAAUCCUUCCUGUUAGUUUAUCUAAUUCUGCAUAGUCCAUCAAUUUCGUCCUUUCGUCGGUAGUUCUUCUUACUUCAAUUUUUGUGCCAAUAAUAUUCUUGCCGCCGUCAUUGCAUAUAAAAACAACUUAGAAUCCUGUCUGUUAAUACCAUCUCCUACAAUGCCAAGUAAAAACGCUUCUGGUUUCUUAAUAAAUGUAUAUUUCAACAUCUUUUUCAUCUCGUUAAAUAUCAUUUCCCAGAAGCUUCAAACCAUUGCAAUUUUCACGGCAGUACAUUGCUUUGCGGUGGGGUGCGGGACGCAGUUCCCUGCCCCAAGGUGCCUACAGUUCCAAAACUCAACUGGAGAGUGAAUGAAGGGAAAGGAGGAAUAGGAGAAGCAAGGGUGAUACAGGGAUGGGCAUCAGCAGGUACUGGCACAGGCCUGUAGACUUUACUGUGGCCAAUGAUGACCACUAAUUCGUGGAACUCCAUGUUUAAUUCGCAGGGAGCUCCGUGGAGCUCCACAAAUUGCACUUUCCCUUAGUAGUCAUUCACUUCUGUCCUCUGUGCUCUCGCUUUUUCUUUUGCCUGGCCAGAAGCCUUUCCUCCUGGGAAGGUUUGUGGUGUAGUGGGCAGGAGAAAUUUGACAAUUAAACUGGACAAAGCGCCGCCUGCACCCCAUUUCUCUGCAACUCAGCAAAUUUGAGAGGCUUCUCAAACUGCUAGAGGCAGCAAACAGUGCUUUUAAAUGCCAGUUCCUGGAAUCCACAGGGGGGGAGACGACUCUUUUUUAUUCUAUUUUUGAAUUGGUUUUAUUCAGAUUUGGGAAAAACGGAAUACGAAAUUUAUGACCAAAUCUCUUUUUGUCGAAACUGGAAACCUAAUCUAAGUAAAAACACAAUCCAAAAAGAGAGAGAGAGAAAAUAGGGAAAUAGAGGAAGGAGAAAAGGAAAAAAGGGAAAAGAGAAAGCAAGAGGAAAAGAGAAAAAAAAGGGAGAACUUCCGAUUCUUCAUCUGUCAGUUGUAUAUAAAAAUUAUUCAGCACAUCCAAACAGCCAGCAAAACUACUUUCUAUAUGGCAACAUUAUCUUCAAUCCUCAACCCGAAAUAUAACGACUUAUUUUUCUUUUUUGUGUAAAAAUAAUUAAUAUCCCCCCCCCCAUCUUUAGUAAAUGUUGACAACGGCUUUUCUCUGAUUAGGCAUGUCAGCUUUGUCAUCUCAGCUCAAUCCAGUAAUUUAAACAAGCAUUGAAGAGGGAUCUUGUGUUCGAAUCCUGCUCGUGGGUUUCCCACAGGGGUCUGGUUGGCUGCUGCGUGAACAGGGUGCUGCACUGCCACGGGCCUGAUCCUGCAGGUCUCCAUAGCUAAGCGGCAGAGCAUCCGCUUUGAGUGCAGAAGAUCCCAGCUCCAUUCCACCAGCAUCACCAGGCAGGGGUGGGGAGGACUGGGGCCUGAAACCCUGGAGAGCUGCUGCCAGUCCGUGUGGGCCAAUGGCCGGACUCAGUUGCCUUUGUUCCUGAGGAUUAUAUCCAUCUAAGUUGCAUGGAAGUGAGAGCUGGACCAUCAAGAAGGCUGAUCGCCAAAGAAUGGAUUCUUUUGAAUUCUGGUGCUGGAAGAGACUCUUGAGAGUCCCAUGGACUGCAAAAAGAUCAAACCUAUCCAUUCUGAAGGAAAUCAGCCGUGAGUGCUCACUGGAAGGACAGAUCCUGAAACUGAGGCUCCAAUACUUCGGCCACCUCCUGAGAAGAGAAGACUCCCUGGAAAAGACCCUGAUGUUGGGAAAGAUGGAGGGCACAAGGAGAAGGGGACGACAGAGGACGAGAUGGUUGGAUGGUGUUCUGGAAGCUACCAGCAUGAGUUUGACCAAACUGCAGGAGGCAGUGGAAGACAGGAGUGCCUGGCGUGCUCUGGUCCAGGGGGUCACGAAGAGUUGGACACGACUAAACAACUCAACAACAACAAGUUGCAUUCAGGGCAGACACACUUAAAUGAAUGGGAGACAGUUAGCCAUGGGAAACUAGAAUUGUAGUUGGAUGGGCAGUUCCAAUCCAGCCCCCUGUAAUGCAGGAAUCAAAGAAUUUCAACAGGGCAAAUCUGAGCAGGGCAAUCUCUGGGUACUACCCUGUGUCCUUGUUGCUCAUUCACUAACUUCCAAAGAGCUGUUGCACUCAGGCACCACUUGUGGCUGGCUGCUGUAGGAAUGGGAUGCUAGAAUAGAGGGGGCACUGGCUUGAUGUAGCCACAGGCGCAUAGCUGUCAAGCGUCCCUUAUUUGGUGGGAAACUCCCUUAUCCCAGCGCCGUGUCCCGCUGCUGUCCCUUACUGAUGAUGUCCCUUAAAUUCCCCACGUUUCAAAGGAAGCAGCUCCUCUCCCUCCCUCCCUGCCGGCCAGGGAGGAGGGAGGCUCCAACUGGGUUGCUUGGCUGCGUUGUUCACCCAAUAAGGAGACUAAGAACGACUGGGGGGUGGAGCUUGCAUGCCUUGUGCCAAUCAAAUCGGCCGCGUUGCCUGGGGACUUGCCUUUGCUCAGCGCUUCUCAGAAUAAGUGAAUAUAGAAUAUAUAUAGAAUAAGCGAACAAGAAGAACAUAUGUUUAGAGAAGAUUGGAAAACGUUUAUUGAAUAUAUGGGAAAUGACUGUGUACAGCUGAAAACGCUGGCAGCAUUAAGAUAAAUUCAAUAGGGUAAAUAAGUUAUGAUGGAUGUAAUAAUGGAAUACUGAAUGGUAUAGUUUCUGUAAAAUAUGCCGGGAUUUAUGAUAUGUAAAAUGAACCAUGGAAAGAGAAGGAGGGAAGUCACUGGUAUUUUAAGGGUGUGAAAAUGAGUAUCUUAAAUUGUAAAACAGAAAAUUUAAUUAAAAUUUAAUUAAAAUUAAAUUCUUAAAGGUCUCAGAUUAUUGCAGACAGGAGGAAGGGCAAUGUAAGUUGUCACCAGUGAUAUCCCUUUCCAAUAUGGGUCUAGGAGGGUGGAUGAGAUCAACAAUUCACAUUGUGGUCAUAAUAAGGAUGCAAUUAUAAAAAGCAUAAUAGGGAAAUAAUUAUGUGUCCUUACAAUAAGGACAUAAUUAUAGAGGUCCAUUGUUCUUCAUCUCAGAUGCUUCCUAGAAUCUCAGGGUGUGAAGGAACCAAUGCAUUCCAUCAGUACCUGGCACUGAAAGGUACACUGCCUCUGCACAUAGCAACCAUCAGUAGCCUAAUCCUCCAUGAAUUUGCCCAAUCCUUUUAAAAAAACCCCAAACACCUGAUGUCAAGUCCAUCACCAAACUGUGAGUGAAGGAUCAGCAAUAGCAAUGGACUAGCUAGAAAGGGAACUGCAUUUCCCUGUCAGUAAAACGGUGCUUCUUGAGAGUUGAGAAAAUGUGUUGCAUCUGCAGCAGAAUCACUGUGUGGAGGAUUAAUAUUUGGACUAUGUAGCUCAGUGACAGACUGCAUUCUUUCCACACCAAAAAAGAAUGCAAUUCUGCGAUUCUCUGAGACGAAUACCGUCGGUUCGACUCCUAAGUUCCUAUCACAGCUGUCAACUUACAGAUUUGAAAAUAAGGGACCAGCAGCCUCAAAAAUAAGGGAUCAGCAGCCAAAAUAAGGGAUUUUCCAGGCACAGCUAUGUUCAACUUCUGAGUCCCUCUGAGCCAAAGGCAGAAAGCCCAGCCAGCAGCCAAAUGAAGCCUCAAGUGGUGGUUCCCACAGCGCAGCAACCCGGCAAAGGGGAUGCAGCAAGGAAAACCACCGUCGCCUCUCCGCUGGGAAGCGCUGAGCAAAGGCGAGUCCCUAGGCAACACGGCCGAUUUGAUUGGCACAAGGCAUGCAAGCUCCACACCCCAGUCGUUCUUUGACUCCUUAUUGGGUGAGCAACGCAGCCAAGCAACACAGCUGGAGCCUCCCUCCUCCCUGGCCGGCAGGGAGGGAGGGAGAGGAGCUGCUUCCUUUGAAACCCAGGAAAUUUAAGGGACAUCAUCAAUAAGGGACAGCAGCGGGACACGGCGCUGGGAUAAGGGAGUUUCCCACCAAAUAAGGGACGGUUCACACCUAUGCGAACGGUGCAUUUAUCACAUAAACACCCACACACCCACAAAAUCAACUAGGGAGACCUCAGGGCUUUGUGCUGAUGUCACGAAACCGGACGGAUAAUGCGAUGAAAGUUGCGACGUGCGAGAGCUCCACCCGAUUUGCAUUCCUUGAAGUUGCAGAGAUGAUGGAUGUCGAUAGUGGAGCAUCACUUGGUCUGCCAACCCUAUAAGAGCCCAACCUACACUGGGGCAAAGCUGUUCCUCUGACUGGUUUCACCACAAACAAGUAGAUCCUUCUCCAGGCCAGGGUGUGGACCGAAGCAAUCCGGCCCUUCAUCAUCUCCUCCUUCCGGCAGACGCUGGAUUUUCCCAUUUCAGCAGGGAUAACGAGAGAGUGAUUUCCUGGAGACGAGAGAGAGAGAGAGGUUGUGCUGGGCAGAGGACGGACACGCCAUGGCUUACCGGUUCACAGAAGCAGAACUCGACGUGGUCAAAGAGGCCUUCACACAUUUUGACGCGGACGGCGACGGGGUGAUCACUUCGUCGGAGCUGGGAGACGUCAUGCGCUCGCUUGAGCACGUGCUGGUCAACCUGAGGGAGACGUUCACGGACGAGAAGGUGGAGGAGAUGAUGAGACAGGUGGACGCCAACUCAGAUGGGAAAGUCACCUACGAGGAAUUUGAGAAGCUGAUGGUGGCCAGAGACCCCCGAGGCCCUGCACUCUAGGUACAGGUUAAUCUCACAUUAAAUGCACAGCUGCAGGAGAAUUCUCUGCCCCGAGAGCUUCCAGUUCCAGAGUUUGGCAGUGAUGCGUGGAUGAAGGAGGAGGGGAGAGGGGAGAUGUGACCACGGGCAGGGAGCCAUCUCUUAGGGACAGGGCAGAAAUGUGAUUCAGUAUGUACCAUUCUUUGAAAUUUGCGCCUCUCCGAAUUUUGCGUUCUGUUUUUCUUGCCCCAACCAAGCAAUGCAAACUCGUGAAAAUGAUGAGAUGCAAAUAUGCAUUAUAUUAGGAGAAGUUGCUUAGCAAAAAUGUAUAUAUUAGGCAUAUAUCUGUCAGCACUUUAUCAUGGGUUUCUCUGAGAAAAAAUGUGGAAAUAUGCUAUAUAUCCCAUUUUGGGAUGAAAAUUGGGCAGAAUCAGAAAUGUGUUUCUUGCUGGCCUUUUCUCUUGCUUCUUUCCUCUGCCUAAUCCUCAGCUCUCAAACUACCUUUCGUUUCAAGAUAUUUGAGAUGCACAGAAUAGCUUUUAAAGAAUGACCAAAACCAAGGGUGAAAUGUAUGGAUGUGACUAACUUUGGCCUGUGAAUUUUGAUGCAUCUACUUUGAGUAACGCUUGGCUGGUGACAAUCCAAAACACACCGAUUUUCAGGGCUCUGAGUUUGACCAGAGCAGGAGGUUUGGGGAGAGGCUUAACCCCUCCCAUGCCAUUUUCCUGAUGUAAAUAUCAGAGGUACAGACACAAAUAUCAAAGGUCGACUCAAAAAAAAAGCACGGCAAAACAAAACAAAAACACUUUUUUUGGUUCGUUUUAUUUCAUAAGAUUUAUACAUGGUAAAAAAACAACCCGUAAAGGUAAAACAGUAAAAUCAAGGGAAAUUUACAACAGUAGCUUAAAACCUACAAGAAGUUAGAAUGCUGAGACAGGUUAAAAUUCACAUCAACUUUCUAAGAAUCUGGGUAAAGGUAAAGGGACCCCUGACUGUUAGGUCCAGUCGCGGACAACUCUGGGGUUGCGGCACUCAUCUCACUUUAUUGGCCGAGGGAGCCGGCGUACAGCUUCCGGGUCAUGUGGCCAGCAUGACUAAGCCGCUUCUGGCGAACCAGAGCAGCACACAGAAACGCCAUUUACCUUCCCGCCAAAGCGGUACCUAUUUAUCUACUUGCACUUUGACGUGCUUUCGAACUGCUAGGCUCGUCUAAACAAGGAUAUUUUUAGCAGGCACUGAAAAGAGUACAGCGAAGGCACCUAUCAAUAGGCAGGGACUUCCAAAGUGUAGAUGCUGCCAUGCUGAAUUAUCGAGCUUUUACAAAUGUGGACCAGGUAUUACAGUGGUACCUCGGGUUACAUACGCUUCAGGUUACAUACGCUUCAGGUUACAGACUCCGCUAACCCAGAAAUAGUGCUUCAGGUUAAGAACUUUGCUUCAGGAUGAGAACAGAAAUCGUGCUCCCGCAGUGCGGCAGCAGCAGGAGGCCCCAUUAGCUAAAGUGGUGCUUCAGGUUAAGAACAGUUUCAGGUUAAAAACGGACUUCCGGAACGUAUUAAGUACUUAACCCGAGGUACCAUUGUAUGUGGCACCCAUGCCAAUUCCACCAAUCGAAGCGUUGGAAUGGGCUCAUGUGGGGCAAGGUGAUCUCAUAGAAUCGUAGAGUUGGAAGGGACCCCAAACAUCCUCUAUUCCAACCCCCUGCAAAGCAGGAAUCUCAGCGAAUGCGUCUCGUAGCUGAAGUGGUCCCAAGUUGUUAAUAGCCAGCCUUACCCUGGCUGGGGCUGAUGGGAUUUGGAGUCCUAAGGAUCUGCGUGAGCAGCACUUGUCAGUAGAGCCUUCGGACGAGAGGAUGAGGAGUAACGUUGCCUUCCUGUCUUGCUUGUGGGUUUACCUGGAUCCCCCCGGUUGGCUGGACACAGCAGGCUGAGGGAUGAACUCUGUUUAAUAAUAAUAAUAAUAAUAAUAUAUUUAUAUCCCACCCUCCCCAGCCGAAGCCGGGCUCAGAGCGGCUAACAACAAUAAAAGUAACACAGCAUUCUAAAAUCAAUUCAUUCUAAAAUCAAUUCAGAAUCAAAUAAAUGGCAGCCAUUGGGCUGGAGUUCUAUGAGGAUUACCAAAGGAGGGAGUCAGACUGUGCCUUGGCCCAAGGCCUGGUGGAACAGCUCCGUCUUGCAGGCCCUGUGGAAAGAUGUCAAGUCCUGCAGGGCCCUAGUCUCUUGUGACAGAGCGUUCCACCAGAUCGGGGCCACGGCCGAAAAGGCCCUGGCUCUGGUUGAGGCCAGCCUAACCUCCCUGUGGACCUCCAAGAUGUUUUUGUUUGAAGACCGUAAGGUCCUCCAUGGGACAUACCAGGAGAGGCGGUCCCGUAGGCCUGAGGCCCUGCAGAGCUCUCCUCACGGCUCCAGCCUUACAAAAGGAUUUACCAGGACGAACCGGGCAUGAGACGGAACGUGUCUUCUUUGUAUUGGCACCCGAUUGUGUGUGUGUCCUUCCCGUGCAAAUAGCAGCUUCAGAGGGGUCCUUUGCAUCAGGAUUGCAGCGGCGGUGAGGGAAGGAAAGGGUUAAACUCCCCCACUCUGCCUGCUGUGAUUAAAACCAUUAUCGGCCUCGGCCCAGUAUACCUGAAGGAGCAUCUCCACCCCCAUCGUUCUGCCCGGAUGCUGAGGUCCAGCGCCGAGGGCCUUCUGGCGGUUCCCUCACUGCGAGAAGUAAAGCUACAAGGAACCAGGAGGAGAGCCUUCUCGGUAGUGGCACCCGCCCUGUGGAAUGCCCUCCCACCAGAUGUCAAAGAGAUAAACAACUACCAGACUUUUAGAAGACAUCUGAAGGCAGCCCUGUUCUGGGAAGUUUUUAAUGUAUGACAUAUUAGUGUAUUUUUUGUCUUUGUGGAAGCCACCCAGAGUGGCUGGGGUACAAAUAAUAAAUUAUUAUUAUUAUUGGCCCGUCCAGCAGUUGCUAGUUACAUGUCUCUAACAUACAUGUUAAAGGACAUUUUUUAAUAUAACGUCCGAUUCAGUAGUAUCCUUCUCAUAGGAUGGGAAGAACAGAACAGGUGAGGGAUAACGGUACAGGAUCUGUCCUGGCGAUUAUGCUAUGUACUGCUGCUCUUUGGUGUCUUUCUAUAUAUAUCCAUGGACUCAUGGAGUUGGAAGGGUCCUGGGGGUCAUCUAGUCCAACCCCCUGUUAUACAAGAACCUCUCUCUCUCUCUGUGUAUAAAAUACUGGAUGAACACAGCUUUUUUGGAUUUUGGACUCUCCUUGGGACUUUUGGCUGUUGGCGUUGGCCUCACCACCAGGUGGCCCUGAGGCCCGAACAGAUGAUCUUUGGGUUCCCUGCAGUUCCGUUACUGUCUGUGGUGGGAAAGCUCUUGCUAGCUUUUUCUUGGACACUUGGACAGCUAUCGGACAGGGAUGCUUCAGUUGAGAUUCCUGCAUUGCAGGGAUUAGACUCGAGGACCUUCUGACUCCAUGAUUCCUUACACGGCUCAGGACCGCAAUAUGUCAAGGACCGCCUCUUUCCAUAUGAACCUACCCGGACCCUGAGAUCAUCUUCUGAGACCCUCCUUCGUGUGCCUCCUCCUCGAGAGGUCCAGAGGGUGGCAACACGAAAACAGGGCCUUCUCUGCAGUGGCUCCCCAUCUGUAGAAUGCCCAGGGAAGUUCACCUGGUGCCUUCAUUAUACCCCUUUAGGCGCCAGGCAAAAACAUUCCUUUUUAACCAGGCCUUUGACUGAUCUGAUUUGCAUCCUAUGUGAGCUUUUUGGGGGCUAUUGGGUUGUUGUUUUUAUUUUUAUUAGGUAUUUUGUGGUUUUAUAUCUUGAUUUUAUUCUGUGAACCGCCCUGAGACCCCCGGGUAUAUAAAUUAAAUAAAUAAUAACAAUAAUAAUAAUGACCCCAAGCAGGUUGACAAAUGGUCCUCACCAUACAGUGGUACCUCGGGUUAAGAACUUAAUUCGUUCUGGAGGUCUGUUCUUCACCUGAAACUGUUCUUAACCUGAGGUACCACUUUAGGUAAUGGGGCCUCCCUCUGCUGCCGCCACGCGAUUUCUGUUCUCAUCCUGAAGCAAAGUUCUUAACCCGAGGUACUAUUUCUGGGUUAGCGGAGUCUGUAACCUGAAACGUCUGUAACCUGAAGCGUCUGUAACCCGAGGUACCACUGUAUUCUCUAUUUUACCAUUUCUUUCUUCCCCCCUUUUCUCUUUGCAGCGGAGCUGAGACUUCGGUUUACCCGCUGGCUGAAAUUUGCAGAAAAAUGCUAUGCGUCUCGCCACCAUCCCUGUCGACACUUAAUACCCCGAACUGCAACCUGAGAACUGGAGGAGCUUGCAAAGGAACAUUCUCAAGCGUCUUCCUCCUCACAGCCAGGUUGAAGGAGACACGCCCAAAAUAAAGAUCUGGGGCAGAUGUUGCUGAUGUUGACGUCUCAGGCCCCAGGGGAAAAUAAAUCCAUGGUACUCUU
Podarcis lilfordi (Lilford's wall lizard) is the source of this 10003-nucleotide messenger RNA. NCBI's taxonomy places the organism in Eukaryota, Metazoa, Chordata, Lepidosauria, Squamata, Lacertidae. The record is from the annotation of a GenBank genome assembly.